AUCUUUAAAAUAGGUUGAAGAAACAUAAAUGGCGACCAAAGAAUUCGACUCUUACAGUGAGCGCAAAGCUUUCGACGAUAGGAAAACAGGUGUGAAAGGUCUUGUUGAUGCUCACAUCACUGAGAUUCCUCGAAUCUUCCGUCUCCCUCAAGGUGUCUUAUCCGACAAGAAACCUUCUGUCUCUGCCUCGGAUUUUGCAAUCCCUAUCAUCGACUUUGAAGGCCUCCACGUCUCGCGUGAAGGUAUCGUCGAGAAGAUCAAAGACGCUGCAUCGAAUUGGGGGUUCUUCCAGGUGAUUAAUCAUGGUGUUCCUUUAAACGUUCUUGAAGAGAUUCAAGAAGGAGUUCGUAGGUUUCAUGAAGAAGAUCCUGAGGUUAAGAAAACUUACUUCACCCGUGAUGCCGCUAAAAGAUUUGUCUACAAUAGUAACUUCGAUCUCUACAGUUCUUCUUCAUGUGUUAACUGGAGAGACUCGUUCGCUUGUUACAUGGCUCCUGAUCCUCCAAACCCUGAGGAACUCCCAGUGGCUUGCAGGGAUGCUAUGAUCGAAUACUCAAAGCAUAUGAUGAGAUUAGGUGAUUUGAUCUUUGAGCUUCUCUCAGAAGCUCUUGGUUUGAGAUCUGAUAAGCUUAAGAGCAUGGAUUGCAUGAAGGGUUUGCUUUUGAUCUGCCAUUAUUAUCCUCCAUGUCCACAACCUGAUCUAACUAUCGGCACAAAUAAUCAUUCGGACAACUCCUUCCUCACAAUUCUUCUUCAGGACCAAAUCGGUGGUCUUCAAAUUCAUCAUCAGGACUGUUGGGUCGAUGUCUCUCCUAUUCCAGGGGCUCUAGUCAUCAACAUGGGAGAUUUCUUGCAGCUAAUAACGAAUGACAAGUUCAGAAGUGUGGAGCAUAGGGUGCUAGCGAACAGGGCAGCUACACCGAGGAUAUCAGUAGCGAGCUUUUUCAGCACAAGUAUGCUUCCGAAUUCAACUGUUUACGGACCAAUCAAAGAGAUUCUCUCUGAAGAAAACCCUCAAAAAUACAGAGUCAUCGACUUAAAAGAAUACACAGAGGGGUACUUCAAGAAAGGCCUCGAUGGAACAUCGUAUCUGUCGCAUUACAAGAUAUGAAAAAGAACACUUGAAAGAGUAAAUCAUCUCAAGUUUAUUGUAAUAUAUUGGUGUGUUUCAUGCAUCUAUUGGGUCAGUCCUUGUCCACUUGUCAGUUCUUGACUCUGCAAAUAGCUAAACCUUUUGUACCAAAAACGAAAAGAACAAAGAAGGUUGUGGUAUGUGUCUAUCAGUCUAUGUAUUAUUUUAGUGAAUGCAUUAAAUUGGGUAUAAAGGUUCAAACUUGAU
This is a messenger RNA of Arabidopsis arenosa, 1339 nucleotides long. The record is from the annotation of a GenBank genome assembly. Lineage: Eukaryota; Viridiplantae; Streptophyta; Magnoliopsida; Brassicales; Brassicaceae.